AUGUAUCCCAACCACCAGCAUCCGGCAAUGCCACCACCCCAGCAGCGCUCCGUCGCGCCAGAGACCUUUCUGCUGGCCGAGGAUGCGCAACAGAGCUUGCCGGCAGACUCUGUUGUCGCAUUGCAGCAGGUCGACAACCUCAAGUAUUUCCUCAUUUCAGCGCCCGUGGACUGGAGCCAGGACCAGUACAUCAGACGGUUUCUCCUACCUACUGGCGAAUAUGUGUCUUGUGUGCUAUGGAACAACCUCUUCCACAUCUCUGGCACCGACAUCGUCCGGUGUCUGGCCUUCCGUUUCCAAGCCUUUGGCCGCCCGGUCAAGAACUCCAAGAAGUUCGAAGAAGGCAUAUUCUCCGACCUUCGCAACCUCAAGUCCGGCACCGAUGCCUCGCUUGAGGAGCCCAAGAGUCCGUUUCUAGACUUUCUCUACAAGAACAACUGCAUCCGCACGCAGAAGAAGCAGAAGGUGUUCUACUGGUAUAGCGUACCGCACGACCGCCUCUUCCUCGAUGCGCUGGAACGCGAUCUGAAGCGGGAGAAGAUGGGACAAGAGGCGACCACCGUGGCAGUGAACGAGCCGGCACUGUCCUUCGAAUUCGACUCUUCUCAAUCCCUCUUCGAGCAGCUCACGAAGGCGCAACAGAACAACCAAUCGACGUUCAACGGCGGCCAGUCGUCGUCUAUGCCGCCGUCCCAUUCGACGUCACCCGUCCUCCGGGCGCAGGACUCUAUGCCCCCACCACAGAUGAUACCACAACAGCAACAUCAACACAUGCCGCAAACCACGAUGUCGCAGGCGCCCAUGCCUCAACACAGUAUGCCACCAGUCAUGCACAAUGAUUCGCUGACUCAUGUGCCAACUUACUCUCAGAUGGCGAUGCCUCCUAUGCCUUCUCAGAUCCAGAGAACGCGUGAGCACUCCGUUAACCCGGUCUUUGAUCGCAAUGGCGUUCCGCUGUCGCAAGUUGCGCAUCGUCACAGCUCAAUGCCUGCAUACAUGGAGUACUCACCAGCGCCGUCUUUCGUCUCCUCGCACUUCGAGGACUACAGUCAGCGAGGCAUGUCGUUUGAGCCAGUCACGCCCCCGCAGCAUAUGCCGACGGGCCAUGAGCCGGCAUACAUUGCCAACGAGGACACUGGCCUGUACACUGCUCUCCCUGACGUCGGUCUACAGCAACCUUUCAACCCUCUCAUGUCUGUGCCACCACAUCUGGCCGGCGCGCACUAUCCGUCGAUGGCGCGCAACUACCAGCCUCAGCAAGUCUAUUCGGUUCUUGAAGGCUCGCCAACCUACAAGCAAAGGCGUCGGCGGUCUUCACUCACGGCGGGCCAUCAUGCGGCUGGCGUGACCGGCGCAGGUAGCGUCACUGCUCACGCAGUCCACCGACCAAGCGAUCUGCGCCGCUCGAUGUCCAGCUCCGUUGUGCCUCAAGCUAUCCCGGAGGCUCAAGAGGUCACCUACAACGACUCCCCAGCGAGCAUGCAUACUCCACAUCAUCCCAACCAGAUCAUGGGCGACCACAAGGAGCUUAUGAAUCUGUCUCGUCAUGGUACCCCACUGGGAGCUGUGGAAGGCGCACACGAAGACUCUCAUGCCCUUCGCAUGCCACCUCAGAUGACCGAAGACUACGGCGCGUAUACCUCCAGCCCCACGCAGGACUACCGCGGUGCAUCACUCCAGCAUCAUGCUGUCCAGCGCACUGCGAACGGUGUCUUCAGGAGAGCGCGUAGUGCCACCGCCAGCGAGCUUGGUCCGUACCCGACAAAGAGCCACUCCUGCCCAAUCCCAAUGUGCGGGCGUCUGUUCAAGCGUUUAGAGCACCUCAAGCGCCAUGUGCGGACGCAUACGCAGGAACGCCCAUACAUCUGCCAGCUCUGCAGCAAGGCAUUCUCGCGCUCCGACAACCUCGCACAGCACCGUCGCACGCACGAGACCAAUCCCGACGGGCACGCGCCUUCUGAGGAGGAGAUCGAAGAGGAGCGCGAAGCUCUCAACGACCUCGACGACGCGGGUGAUGAUGAGGUCAACUACCUCGAUGUCGGCGCUGACAUGUCAUCACACCUCCCAACGCACGUCGACAUGCGCAGCAUCACCCGCAAUGACAUGCCUCCACCUCACAUGAUCUCGGCUGGUGACUACCGGUAG
Messenger RNA from Saxophila tyrrhenica, 2145 nucleotides. RefSeq lists its product as uncharacterized. Gene Ontology annotation, cellular component: Ste12p-Dig1p-Dig2p complex; nucleus; Tec1p-Ste12p-Dig1p complex. Gene Ontology annotation, biological process: regulation of DNA-templated transcription; sexual reproduction. The transcript has 3 exons. Bases 1 to 2145 code for a protein of 714 amino acids. The record is from RefSeq and is a predicted model, not a curated record. NCBI's taxonomy places the organism in Eukaryota, Fungi, Ascomycota, Dothideomycetes, Mycosphaerellales, Extremaceae. Gene Ontology annotation, molecular function: DNA-binding transcription factor activity.